Molecule: messenger RNA, 1938 nt
Organism: Trichomycterus rosablanca
Lineage: Eukaryota; Metazoa; Chordata; Actinopteri; Siluriformes; Trichomycteridae
Exons: 4
Coding region: 334-1419 (361 amino acids)
Molecular function (GO): GTP binding
Source: RefSeq, a predicted model, not a curated record
AAAGGGAAUGUUCUGGCCAUUACUGGGUUGUUUAGUUUUGUGUUGGUUGAUGUGUGAUAAAUCGUGUGUUUGCAGGUUAGAACACUUUCUGAGGCAGUUGUGUUUGGUUAUACGAGUCAGACAGGCGAGUGUGGUCUGACAGAAAGGAAAAAGGCUGAGUAUGACCUAACAGAGUCAUAAGUCUAGGAACAGAAACAGUGCUGCUGUGUGUUUGGGGUUGUUUCCACCAAUAAGAGCUUUUAAGUCGAAGGAGGAAGUACUGAAAGAUAAAUUUGACUUGUUAAAAUACACUGCACUUGGAACUCACUAAACAUCUUGGGCGCAGAGCAGCAGAUGAUGGAGGAGAAUACAGUGCAAGAUAAAGCUCAUGAGAUGGAGGAAAAGCUGGAGUCGAGCUGCCUGAGAGAUCCUGUCAAACAAGAGCGUGAGCUAAGGCUGGUGCUGCUGGGCUGGGCAGGGACAGGGAAGGGCAGCAUGGGUAAUGCCAUCCUCGGCAGUUCUGGGUUUGAAACUCGAAGUUCUCCAUUGGAGAAGCCGGUUACUGUUCAGAGUGAAAAAAGGAGUGCAAACGUUGCAGGGAGACAGGUCACCGUGGUGGACACUCCAGACUGGUUCUUCUCAGAGAGCCCACCAGCAGAAGUCCAGAGUCAGAUCUCUUUCUGCAAAUCUUUGGCAUCUCCAGGACCCCAUGCUUUCCUGCUCUGCAUCCCUGUCAAUCAGCCCAAUGAGCUGGACCUGCAGACUCUGGAUGCUUUAGAGAUGGUAUUUGGAUCUGAAGCUAUCAGAAAACACACCAUCAUUCUGUUUACUCAUACAGACCAACUGUCGGAGGGUUUAACACUGCAGGACUGCCUUAAAUCAGAGCGGAAGGACUUGAGAGAGAUGCUGGAGAGGUGUGCAGGCCGAUAUCAUGUCAUUAAGUUCAGAGCAGAAACACAAGAGGAGGAGAAGGAAAUGCAGCAGAGUGUAACAGAAUUGCUGGAGAAGGUAGAUGAGAUUACAGAAAAAAGUGGUACGGAAUUUUACACCUGUCCUCCACUCAUGCAGAGCGAUAGCAAAGUCGAAGAGGUUGAAGCACGUGUAGUGGAAGACGUGUCUGCCCAGAUCUUAAGGAGAAGGAGAGAUAGCGAGGAGGAAGUCUCAGAAAUCGAAGAAAGCGAUGAGAAACUGGUGGAGAGCACUGAUGGUCUGGAGCAGGAGGAGGACCUCAAUAUAUGUCCACCUGGGCCUCCUCCAACAUUCUUUCGCUGGCUUUGGGACACAAUAGUUGGAUGGGUGCUGUGGCUGCCCAGCCAGAUAAGGGGCACCACUCUACUUGGAUCAAUCAUAGGACUGUUCUUUGGGGGUGCAAUGGGAGCCACUGUGGGCACUGUUGCCACUGAGGUUGAAAGGAGAAAGCACAAAACAAAGUCAAAAUAAUGUUGGCCAUAUACAUCAGGACACCUGUGUAAUGAAAGUUAUGGUUUGUGACACAAUGAAAUCUCGCUUCAGACUUAGUUAAACUAAUUUAGAAACAUUUUGCCUGCAGUAAUGUGUGGUUCUAAUUAAAACAAGUAACUACAUUUAAACCAAUGGUUGAGUGGUUGAACAAAAUCACAAUUUUACCAUGAAAAUAUAAAAAUGGCAUAGAAACAUAUUUACUUUCUUACAGUCAUGCAAUUUAUAAGAGCCCCGGUCAUCCUGACACAUCCCAUAAUACCAGGCUUAACGUUUUGGAAGUAUAAAAAAUCUCAAACCUCAAAAAAACACGACACUUUGCUUACAUUUAUUUUUACAAGCACAAUGUACUGUAGGUGUGCAAGUUUUAUUUUGCUAGAAACACUUAUGCAGUUUAAACACGCACAUAUGUAUAUGUACAAGUUGGUAUGCACACUAAACUCAGAAACACAAGAUGUACUGAAGAAAUGACAACAGACAAUAAAAUUUCUGUAAACCUCA